Oncorhynchus tshawytscha (Chinook salmon) is the source of this 1145-nucleotide messenger RNA. RefSeq names its product protein PAXX. The record is from RefSeq and is a predicted model, not a curated record. NCBI's taxonomy places the organism in Eukaryota, Metazoa, Chordata, Actinopteri, Salmoniformes, Salmonidae. Gene Ontology annotation, cellular component: nonhomologous end joining complex; site of double-strand break; nucleus. Gene Ontology annotation, biological process: double-strand break repair via nonhomologous end joining. The transcript has 7 exons. Gene Ontology annotation, molecular function: molecular adaptor activity. The coding region runs from base 58 to 702 and encodes 214 amino acids.
CAUUGUUACAUAGACGUGGGGUAUCACUAGCCACCCACUGGCAACCACACACAGUGGAUGUUCCCUGACCAUCAGCUCAUGCCCACACCAACACAAAACAUGGAUGGAAAUCUACCGUUGACCCAAUCAUCGUAUUGCACCGUGGUAGAUAAAAAAGACCAGUCUAAACUAAUAUGCUACACGCAUACAACAUCUGGGAUAUUCAAUGUUGGCUUGACAAAUGCCUUUGAUGUGUGGAGCACAGAUUUCACUGAGGAGACAUUGAACCAGUUUAGACAGAAGUUUGCCUUAAAGUCAACAGAGGAUUAUAUCCUGAAAAUCAGGUCUGCGUGUGGGAGUGGGAGUGUGUCGGUAUCGGUGGAGGACACCGAUGCAGUGCUCUAUGUAGCGGCCAGUCCAGGAGACCUGAGUGUGACUCUGUCCAGACUAAAAGAACAAGAGGCUAAAGAGGUCCUGAGAGAGCUGCUGUUUAGAAUGGCAGACAGCCUGACCCAUUUAAACAAUACUGCAGGCCCUGCCUCAUUCAGUCCUGGGAAGAGUCCGCACAAACGGAAUACAGACUUUGAGCCAAGGAGACACCAGCAGAGUGGCCAAACUAUGGCAGUCAAGAAGCGUCUCCCAGGAGAUUCUCUCAUCAACCCAGGAACUAAGAGAAAGCGUCAAGCAACCGGGGUGGCAUUUGAUGAAGAAGACGAUCAAUGAUAAUUUGCUAAGAGGAAUGACCACAGUUGCUUUCCAUCCUUGCUGUCACAUUUAUCCAGCAUACAAACAAUAUAGUGCGUGAAUGUUCUUUUAAUCCACUAACACUAAGCCAUACAGCUUCAACAAAAUAUCCCAAAUGGCACUCAUUCCCUAUUUGGUGCACUACUUUUGACCAGAUCCCUAUGGGUAAUGAUUAAAAGUAGUGCACUAUAUAGGGUGCCUGAUUAAAAGUAGUGCACUAUAUAGGGUCCAAUUUUAGACGCACUCAUUAUCAUUACCUCAAUCACUGUGGGAAGACUUGAAACAUGUCUUCCCCAAAAAUAUUCUCCCCAAUUUUCGUGGUAUUCAAUUGGUAGUUACAGUCUUGUCUCAUCGCUGCAACUCCCGUACGGACUCGGGAGAGGCGAAGGUCGUGAGCCGUGCGUCGUCCGAAACACAACCAA